Oppia nitens is the source of this 453-nucleotide messenger RNA. RefSeq names its product 2,5-dichloro-2,5-cyclohexadiene-1,4-diol dehydrogenase LinX-like. Lineage: Eukaryota; Metazoa; Arthropoda; Arachnida; Sarcoptiformes; Oppiidae. The record is from RefSeq and is a predicted model, not a curated record. Bases 1 to 453 code for a protein of 150 amino acids. The transcript has 2 exons.
AUGAAUAGUUGGGAUGAUAUCUUCAAUACUGAUUUGCGAGCUAUGGUUAAUCUAAUCCAUGAGUCGGUUCCAUAUCUGGAAAAAACUAACGGCACUAUUAUCAGUAUAUCUAGUAUUACCGGUUAUGUGCCAACAGCCCCGUGGUUGGCCUACAGUACAGUGAAAGCGGCUGUCAAUAUGUUGAGCCGAAAUCUGGCGCUUGAAUUGGGACCGAAAGGCAUUCGCGUUAAUACUAUUAAUCCCGGUGCUACUGAUGUCGAGCGCACUACCGGCCAGUUUCCAGAAAUGAUGAAAUUUGCCGCUUCUAAGACUCCAUUGAAACGAAACGGAGAGCCACUCGAUGUCGCCAAAGGUGUAGUGUUUUUGGCCUCAACUGAUGCAUCCUAUAUAACGGCCGCUAAUCUGAUCAUCGACGGCGGUGUUAUGUAUAAUUGGCCGGCAUAUAUGAAUUAA